Molecule: messenger RNA, 1639 nt
Organism: Zeugodacus cucurbitae (melon fly)
Lineage: Eukaryota; Metazoa; Arthropoda; Insecta; Diptera; Tephritidae
Product: homeobox protein 2
Exons: 4
Coding region: 198-1475 (425 amino acids)
Source: RefSeq, a predicted model, not a curated record
UAUAGGUAACUGUGCAGCAGCAAUAUUUGGUAACAUAAUGACAACUUUGGUACUAUUUUAAGUCAAAAGAAAUUGAAUUGACUUCAAGGGUUAGAUUAAACGUUUAAUAUAUGAAAUAUAUUUACCUCGUGAGACAUUUGAGAUUCGUUUGAGUAGCUGGAGUUUUAUUUACAAGAAAACUGACAACAUCUUAGUUUAUGAUGGCUUCCAGUAUGGAAAAUUUUAUGGAUAUGUCAUUAGAUGAGUACAUUGCAACAAAGAAAAAUAGUUUGCGUAAUAUUGAUAAAGAGAGUCAAGGAGCAGUUAUCAGUCCUUCGAACAGUUUGGGUUGUGCUUUUAAAGCUGGACAUCGAAACUCUAAAAUAUCCAAUGCUGCUAACGAUUAUGAUGAGGUUAUGGGCGAGAAGUCGCUUUCAAUAACUAAUGAGGACUCUCCUGUGAAUUCUAGUGUUUUAUUGGAUAAGUCCAUUGGUAUUUGGAGGGGUCCCAGUUCCGAAACCAAUUAUCUUGAUUUAGAUUAUAUAAGAGAUGAAUUCGAUCAGAUGUUUAAUGAUCCAGAAUUACAAAUAUCGAAUGAAGGAAAGUCUUUGAACGUUCAUAAAGUAAAGCUUCCCAAUGAUUUACGUGAACGACUUCAAAAUAGCAAUGCAAAUAAUAGUAGCACUAUUAAAGAGCGUGAAAAAUGUCAUACUGGCAAUGCAAAAAACGCUAUACCAACUUGCCAGUCAAAAUCAAACAUGGAUACGAAGCAAAAUGCUAUGUCGUUCUCAAGUGGCAAUGCACAUUACCGUAGACGAUGGUACAAUAAUCGGAAUGCCCGUAGGCGUAAUGAUGGGUGUGGCAAUCGAGGAAGCAACUAUAUGAAUAAUGAAAGUCAGAAUACGAAUUGGAAUAAACAUCGUAAUGGAGGAAAUGGUAGCGGAGUAUGCAAUGGGAAUAUCUUACAUUUUAACAAUGGAAGGAUUCAUCGUUUUAAUCAACGCAACAAUCAGGAUAAUUUAAACAAAAGAAUCAAAACUGUACUGGAGCAAAUCAACAGUAACAAUUCAGUUUAUCUUAAUAAACAGGCAGGGACUGUUCGAGAUCUGACAAUUGAAUGCCCGAGUAUUUCCACAUCUGGACGCCUUACAACAAACGUAUUACAAACCACUACACAAGUUUUGAAACCGCCUACAAACCAAGUACAAAGUGAUUUAAAAGCUUUGCUAGGCGUCAAUGAUAAUAAUUUGAAAGCUGAUACCAUGGCUAUGUGGGCUGGGAAAUUGUUGGAGUUAUUUCAAUCCGGCCAACAACAGACAGCUCACAAACCUAUAUACGAUAUGCAAAUUCAAAAAGAAAUUCACGAAUUGCAGGGCAAAUCGUUGUUAUACAAAUGUCCCAGUGGCGAAAUUGUAAGUUCCGAUGGUUCAGGAAUUGAUAAUUGUAAAGUUACUCCCAAUUCAAGUGGAGUAACACUUAACUACAGAUUUGGCUAAACAUCGAUAUAGAGUUACAUAAAACAUAGCCUUAAAUGAAAAAAAUUAUCAAAUUUACUUUUUUAUAUUGAAAUGAGGUUUUUAUAAGUUCUGUAUGAUCCCUUUUUGUUAUGCAUUUUUCUUUUUUUUAAUGGAUUAUAAAAUUAAAGUUGAAUUUCUGUAUA